Molecule: messenger RNA, 2391 nt
Organism: Lasiosphaeria miniovina
Lineage: Eukaryota; Fungi; Ascomycota; Sordariomycetes; Sordariales; Lasiosphaeriaceae
Product: P-loop containing nucleoside triphosphate hydrolase protein
Exons: 2
Coding region: 1-2391 (796 amino acids)
Molecular function (GO): nucleic acid binding; ATP binding; RNA helicase activity
Source: RefSeq, a predicted model, not a curated record
AUGGGUCCGGACAACAAAAAACGUAAGAGUUCCAAGACGCCGGCGAGGCAGUCCAAGCGGCAAAAGACACAAGCUGCAAAGGCCAAGCCAAAGCAGCCCCUCAGCGUCAAUGCCCUCGCUUGGGCAAGGGUCGAUGUGCCCGAGAUGUUUAAUGAUGCCGAGGGCUUCUUUGGUUUGGAAGAGGUCCACGGUGUUGAGAUAAUCAAGGAGGGAGAUACUGUUAAAUUUAUGGCUGCCGGUGGCCCCAAGGAGUCGGCUGCAGAGAGCGACGAGUUCCUUGGCUUUGAUGACUCUCCUGUGGCUUCUGAGGGAGAGAAAGGCGCAAAUAGAAAUGCUUCGGCUACACCAGCACCCGCAAGCACCGCGGCGAAAGCUAGUUCCAAGGAACAGAAAAAGUCCAAGGAUCCCAAAUCCUCAAAGGACAAAAAGCCCUCCAAAGACCAGAAGCAAACCAAGGACCAGAAAAAGAAAAAGGCACAGCCUGCCAAUGCCAAGGGCCAAGACGACCCCGAGUUAGAAACCGAUCUGUUUUCCAAGGCCGGGGACCUGGCCGACGCUAGCGAUGAUGAGGACAUCGACAUGUCCGAGUGGGUUUCACUCAACCUCUCUCCUGAAAUGCUUUCUUCUCUAGCUCGCAUGAAAUUCUCCAAGCCGACCGCAAUCCAGUCGAGCUCCAUUCCCGAAAUAAUGGAAGGCCACGACGUUGUCGGGAAAGCAUCAACCGGCUCAGGCAAAACCCUGGCUUUCGGCAUUCCAAUCGUCGAAAGCUGGCUGUCCAGGAUGGCAGCCAAGGGGCCCAGUGACAAAAACCACCAUCCCACUGCAUUGAUUCUUUCACCCACCCGUGAGCUCGCCCACCAGAUUAAAGACCAUUUCAAACAACUCUGUCUCGGUCUCACAAACUCCCCUUAUAUCUGCUCUGUUACUGGUGGCUUGUCCAUGCAGAAGCAGGAAAGGCAGCUUGAAAAGGCAGACGUCAUCAUCGGAACCCCGGGAAGGCUGUGGGAAGUGCUGAGCACAAGCACUUCAACCCUCAAGUCGCUAAGGAAUAUUAGAUUUCUCGUCAUUGACGAGGCGGACAGACUCCUGAAGGACGGGCUCUUCAAAGAGGCCGAGGAAAUCCUUAAGGCUCUAGACAGGCCCCCGACAACCAAUGAGCGCGGCGGGUAUGGCGGAGAAGGAGCAUCGGAGGAAGAGGUGGAUGAUGACGACGACGAAGAGGGAGAGGAAGAGGAAGAAACUGAUGACUCUCCUCCCCGCCGGCAAACCCUCGUCUUCUCUGCCACCUUCAACAAGAACCUGCAGCAAAAACUCGCUGGCAAAGCUCGCGUCAACAAGGACAACUUGAUGGGCGAUUCCGAUGCAAUGGAGUACCUACUCGCCAAGCUCAACUUUGGAGAGGAGGUGCCCAAGUUUAUCGACGCCAACCCCGUGUCGCAGAUGGCAGAGGGGCUGAAGGAGGGCUUGCUCCAGUGUGGAGAAAUGGAGAAAGACCUGUACCUGUACGCCGUGCUACUGCUACAGCCCGCCCAGCGCACCCUGGUCUUCACCAACUCCAUCAACUCGGUGCGGCGCUUGACUCCACUCCUGCAGAAUCUCAACCUGCCCGCCUUCCCGCUGCAUUCAGACAUGGCGCAAAAGGCGCGCAUGCGCUCCAUUGAGCGCUUCAAGGAGGCCGGCAGCGCCUCCGCCCCAUCCUCGUCGGCCAUAAUGAUUGCCACCGACGUGGCCGCCCGCGGUCUCGACAUCCCCGGCAUUGGCCUGGUCAUUCAUUACCACGUCCCGCGCACGGCUGACGACUAUGUUCAUCGGUCCGGCCGCACAGCACGCGCGUCCAGCUUAGGCAUUAGCGUCAUGCUGUGCGGGCCCAAGGAGGCAGUGCCGACGCAGCGUCUCAUAGCCAAGGUGCACGCGUCGGCGGGCAGGUCUUCGCGGAUUGGGCGGUUCGCUAGCAAGGUCGCGGGCGAGAGCGGCGACCACUGCGUGCAGACCAUUGACAUCGACCGCAAGCUUGUGUCGCGGCUGCGCGAGCGCGUGGCGCUGUCCAAGAAGAUCACCGACGCCAGCCUCGCCAAGGAGAAGGGCCACAAGGAGGACGCGUGGAUGAAGGCGGCCGCCGACGAACUCGGCGUCGAGUACGACGAGGACGAGCUCGAGGACGCCGGCCAGUGGAGCGGUCGCGGCAGCGGCCGGCGCGCCAAGGAGAAGGAGUCCCGUGCCCUCACCAAGGCCGAGCUAGCCCCCCUGCGUGCCGCCCUGCGCGAGAUGCUCGCCACGCGCAUCAACACGGGCGUCAGCGAGAAGUAUCUUACUGGCAUUAAUGUGGAGGCGCUCCUCCAUGGCGUCAAGGGCGAGUUUCUAGGCAGCGUUGACGGGCUGGGGUUAGAAUAA